AUGGCCUAUGAUGCACAGCUAGGAGCUCCAACUGGACUAGAGCAUCCCGAGAUACCACAGUCGGAGCAUCCAGAGGAGCCACAACAGGUUGAGAUACCUACGGACAUCAAAGCACCUGCCUCUACAAUGCCCUCUACAGGAUCUAUGCCUGAGUCAUUUGAACUUCAAAUAGGUACCAAAGAGGAGCCAAACCAGAGCAACUCUCCUGCCACCUUCUCUGAGACAGCCAUGGCUAAAACCCAAGGAGCUAAGUCCUCGUCCCCAUCAACUUGCCUAAGAAUCCCAAGAGAGAGCCCUAUCCAAGCUGCCAUACCCGAGCCUCCACGGCCACCGGUCGUCCCACCUCCAGUUGAGGACGCACCCAUGAGUCCUCCUUCAAGGCGUUAUCAGACAAGGAGGUCACUCACCAUGGCCGGGACAAGCUCUUCCCAAGCCCAAAAGUCAAGUAGCGGUCCCCCAAAGAAGAAAUCCAAGAUUUUGGAGCAUUUGGGAUGCCCGACAAAGCCUCAGCUAGAGCGUAGAUGCAUUUGUCAAGAGAUAUUCACUCUCGACAAAUGGACGAGUAUGACAGCCUAUGGUGCAAACCAGGGAGCCCCAACUGGACCAGAGCAUCCAGAGCAGCCAGAGGAGCCACAACCGGUUGAGAUACCAGCUGACAUUACACCACCUACCCCUACAGUAGCCUCUAUAGAGCCUUUACCUGAGGUUACACCCUCUGCUCCUCAGACCACAUCACAGACUCCCCCUGUUAUUCCACCCAUAUCAGAGCCAUCUCCUUCAUCUGAGCCUAGGAUUGCUAUAUCCAUUAUCGAGUAUAGAGGCCUAUGCCACACUUUCCAGGCAUUGGCCACUUCUCAGAGCAUCCUCACUCAGUAG
Messenger RNA from Vitis riparia (riverbank grape), 876 nucleotides. RefSeq names its product cell surface glycoprotein 1-like. Lineage: Eukaryota; Viridiplantae; Streptophyta; Magnoliopsida; Vitales; Vitaceae. Bases 1 to 876 code for a protein of 291 amino acids. The record is from RefSeq and is a predicted model, not a curated record. The transcript has 3 exons.